Messenger RNA from Mycena indigotica, 780 nucleotides. RefSeq names its product CYTH domain-containing protein. The coding region runs from base 1 to 780 and encodes 259 amino acids. The transcript has a single exon. The record is from RefSeq and is a predicted model, not a curated record. Gene Ontology annotation, molecular function: magnesium ion binding; thiamine triphosphate phosphatase activity. NCBI's taxonomy places the organism in Eukaryota, Fungi, Basidiomycota, Agaricomycetes, Agaricales, Mycenaceae. Gene Ontology annotation, biological process: dephosphorylation; thiamine diphosphate metabolic process.
AUGUUGACCGCUCAGCGACUUGCGUCUGUCCUUCUCUCUAAGAUUGAGAUCGAAAGGAAAUUCAUCCCGACACGAGCUUUCCUGGAUGCCCUCAAGCGACAAACUAAACCGGCGACUAUACAGUUUAUUCGCGACGUCUACUACGACGGCAACGAUUCACGCCUUACUCUGGGCGGGCUUUGGGUUCGUAGACGCACUGUCCUUGAUGCUGGCGCCUCCUCCCCUCGCUCGUCAUGGGAGGCCAAAGUGCGUGUGGGUGGGGACCGAGUAGCGUCUCAAUUUCUUGAAGUUGAAGGGCCCCAAGCCGUUGAACGCGAAAUCCAGCGUGUGCUCGGCGAAAGAAAUGUCACCAUAGACGCCAUUCACGAGCAUCUCGAGGUCAUGUGUGACUUGACAACGCGGCGGCUAUCGAGCCCUCUACCUCUGGAUCUCUUUCCAGCGCCGACAACCCUCCCGCUAGAGCAACUCACUGUCGCCAUUGACCAAGCCGUGGAGACCAAAUCUGGCGACUUUUCUGCGGCUUGCGGUGUCCUCGAAAGACCGCCACAGGGCUUCCGAGAAAGGGAGUUCUUCCAUGAGAUUGGGGAGCUCGAGCUUAUGGAACAGGUCCGCACCAACGCAACCGAAGACGACCAUGAAGCGAGGAGAAAGGUGGUCGCGGAGGAGCGUGCUGCCCAACUUGACGCGUUCAUAAACGGGUACCCAGCCCUCUUCCCUAAAACUCCAACGCCCCAAGGAAAGCUCAAUGCCUACUUUGCGUGGUUGGAGCGCCAUCGAUGA